AUGGCUACAGGUGCAGAGGAGGACUACGAUUCGCGCGUUCACAGUUUCGGUUCUCGUCCAAAGCAGCCAGGAUCUCUGACAAGUGAGACUGGCAGCAAGACUGACAGCAAAACUGACUCUGUGGAACACGUAUUCACCAUCGUUUCAUGUACCGCUGCACCCAGUCCUGCGCGGCGAGAAGCACGUCGACAUGCUCUACCUGGACAAUUCCUACUGCAACCCAACCUGUAUCUUCCCUACUCGGGAAAAAGCCACAGACAAAUACUGGAUAUUGUGCGCCAGGCUGACCCGCGGCAACAGCGUGUUUACAUCGUGACGUACAACAUUGGCAAAGAGAAUUUACUGGAGAAGAUCGCACUUGCCAUGCGAGUACCAAUUGUGGUGAGCAAAAAGAGGAUGGUACUGCAGCUGCUGGGAGUGCGUGACGUAUUCACAACAGAAGAGGAGUCACACAUUCACUCUGUGACAAUGUCAGAGGCUGGAAACAUAAUACACCGGUUGGAAUCUGACUGGUAUGGAGACAUUGUCAUCCGGCCCACUGCCCUGCUGACGGCCAAGCGACCAACAGACAUUGGACAAGGUUCCAACAGCAAGUGCCAUAUGGUUCCAUACUCUGACCAUUCAUCGUUCAGUGAACUGCAGCAGUUUGUCGCCGCCGUGAAUCCUGUUCACCUGCGCGGCAUCUUGAGCGGUGACUCCGGCGCAGCCAAGAACUUCUCCUGCACGAUUCUAUACCCGCUGUGUCGGGCCAAGGAGGGCAAGAUCUGGUUACCAGCCACCACGUCGGAAACAACUCUGCUUCAAGAGGCGGGAAAGGUGUCAACAUCGCCAACACGUAUUGCAGCAGCAUUCCGUUUCAAAAGGCGGGGAAGCACACAGGCUCGCCCGGCAUCGUCCAAGAAAAUCUGCUAUCACGACACAGAGACUGACGGGUGCACUGAAGUCAGCCCGCAGAAUGGAGAAGACGAUCGGAAACCAUUGGCGAGCAAACUGGUCGAGAGCAGUCGCAAACCAGCCCCGGCAAGCCAUUCAGACACACCCGCUGAGCCACUAGUACCAUACCGGCCUCGUCUUAACUGCAUCUUUUCCAACAAGACAGCUGCUGGCUACCUGUUGCCCUCGACCAGUGAGAAAGUAAGCGGCCGUGACGCUGAUGAUGAGGUAUUACUACUCAAGCGCACAACUAGCUCAGAUUCAGCGAUAGUUGAUCAAGACGUGACCUCUGCCACCUCGCCAAUGCUACUACAGUGUGAGGAUACCAAGGAGACCUCCGUUAGCUGGGACGAGUCCUGUAGUGCUGGCACUGCAGAUCUCACUACACCACGGACUGUCUCUACCGAGGAUGAGUGCCCGCCGCCAGAGACUGUGAUCAGCUCCAGCACCUGCCAUCAAUCCGACGAAAAUAGCAAAGACAGGGCGUGGAGCACUUCGGGACACGAGGUCCAUGCAGCACAUGCCAAGAAGGACAACGCCUGUCAGCCACCAGCAGCAGCCUGGACGAAACCUUCCAACAUGCCGAGCAAAGACUCCACCAAUGUUGACUCGUCGCAUGGGGGCACUAAGCAUCAGCAAGAUGCGCCUCUCCUGUCCUCCACCAGCAAUUCGAGCAUUUCCUCGCAGAUCCUGCUUGGCACCUCACAGCUCAAGAAAAUAGGAAAAGCACGGAAACUUCUGUCCACGAAACGAUACCCAAAGUCAUGCACCCCGUCUAAAUAAAUCGCUCCGUCAUAUUGCAACGUCCGACAUGUACUACUACUAAUACUGGCACAUGAAAUCUGAUAUAUCUAUUUACUUUUCAGGUAGCACAACACGCACGUGCACACCCACACAUGCGCACACGCAUACACACUGACAAUAUGUCACACAUGCGCCGUUUAUACCAAACUAGUAUUCUUCUCCUAGGAACGUGUAGUUUUUGAUACUGCAUGAUUCCUAUCUAUUUUAUUUCGUAUCUCCCUCAAUAUUAUUCUCUCUUCUCUAUGUGCACAGACACCAUAGGAGUCACAACGUGGAACACAAUGUUGUAGAUCUACAUGUACCUGCAGCUGUGACCGUCCACAAGCGAGUGGGCAUAUAUCCACUUUUAGAGUAACAAUUUUUUUAUCGUAGGCACCCUACUUUGUUUUGUAUAUCGUCCUUUUUGUGUAGCCUGAAAACUACGAAGUGCUACUAUGAGA
This is a messenger RNA of Sycon ciliatum, 2177 nucleotides long. RefSeq lists its product as uncharacterized. Lineage: Eukaryota; Metazoa; Porifera; Calcarea; Leucosolenida; Sycettidae. The record is from RefSeq and is a predicted model, not a curated record. Gene Ontology annotation, molecular function: 5'-3' DNA exonuclease activity; damaged DNA binding. Gene Ontology annotation, biological process: double-strand break repair via nonhomologous end joining; interstrand cross-link repair; telomere maintenance.